GGCUGCGUGGGUCGCCAUGGGGACGGGGCUGUUCCCGGGGAGGCUGUGAUGGGUUGACAGGUGCGUGACAGUGGGAGCUGCUCUCGGCACAAGCAUGUACGGCAAAGGCAAGAGUAACAGCAGCGCCGUCCCGUCCGACAGCCAGGCCCGGGAGAAGUUAGCACUCUACGUAUAUGAAUAUCUGCUCCAUGUAGGAGCUCAGAAAUCAGCCCAAACAUUUUUAUCAGAGAUAAGAUGGGAAAAAAACAUCACAUUGGGGGAGCCACCAGGAUUCUUACAUUCUUGGUGGUGUGUAUUUUGGGAUCUGUACUGUGCAGCUCCAGAAAGACGGGAAACAUGUGAACAUUCAAGUGAAGCAAAAGCCUUCCAUGAUUAUAGUGCUGCAGCAGCUCCCAGUCCAGUGCUAGGAAACAUUCCCCCAGGAGAUGGCAUGCCAGUAGGUCCUGUACCACCAGGGUUCUUUCAGCCUUUUAUGUCACCUCGGUACCCUGGAGGUCCAAGGCCCCCAUUGAGGAUACCUAACCAGGCACUUGGAGGUGUCCCAGGAAGUCAACCAUUACUUCCCAGUGGAAUGGACCCAACUCGACAACAAGGACAUCCAAAUAUGGGUGGACCAAUGCAGAGAAUGACUCCUCCAAGAGGAAUGGUGCCCUUAGGACCACAGAACUAUGGAGGUGCAAUGAGACCCCCACUGAACGCUUUAGGUGGUCCUGGAAUGCCUGGAAUGAACAUGGGUCCAGGUGGUGGUAGACCUUGGCCAAAUGCAACAAAUGCCAAUUCAAUACCAUACUCCUCAGCGUCUCCUGGGAAUUAUGUAGGUCCUCCAGGAGGUGGAGGGCCACCAGGAACACCCAUCAUGCCUAGUCCAGCAGAUUCAACCAACUCUGGAGACAACAUGUAUACUUUAAUGAAUGCAGUACCUCCUGGACCUAACAGGCCUAAUAAUCCCUCAGUCACAGUUGCAAUACUCUACGAACAUGCUAUCUAUGCCAGUGCCAUUCUGUUCAUAUUUCCUGUUGAUAUGGAGUAUUCAGACAACCUCACAGGGCUAAAAUUGCACGUCUGCUUUGUCCUUAGAGAUGCUGCUAUAGAUUCCAUUUUUGAAACAGUACAAUGCAAGAGGGAAAUUAAAAUCUUCAACAAUGCCUUGUUUUCUAAAUCUUGUUUACAGAAUUCUCCCAAUAAUAUGAGCCUGAGUAAUCAACCGGGCACUCCGAGGGAUGAUGGCGAAAUGGGGGGAAAUUUCUUAAAUCCUUUUCAGAGUGAGAGUUACUCCCCUAGCAUGACAAUGAGUGUGUGAUCCAUUACCAAGUCUCCUCAUGAGAACCACAGUGAGUCAGCCCUUCACAGAACUACUACGGAAGAAAAUUAUUCAUCACCAUGUACAGUUAAACAAAGGAAUCUCAGUCACACCAAACCAACCUUUUUAUUUCCUGCUCUCUCCCCUAUUUUGUGAAGAAAGCGGGUUCAAACAUGAUUCAAACAACUGUACGGAGCGGCAUAUUAGAAUUGCCCUAAAAUGAACUGCAAAUAAUUAUCUGUGUAUGUAUAUGUGUGGGAAAGAGAAUGUAUUGUAUAUGUGUAUGUUAUAUGGACAUAUACACAUACAUACAUUGACCCACAGGACAUUGUAAAAUAUUAUCACAUGACAUCUUAAGUAGAAAUAAGUAGGGACUUUUAUUCCAUCCUUUUUUUCACGUUUACAUUUUAAUUAUUAAAAGUUGCUCCUGCCCCUCCCUGAACUAUUUUGUGCUGUGUAUAUCACUGCUUUAUAUAAGUUAUUUUUUAAGGUGAACUCAGAUGUUAUGGUUUUGUAAAUGUCUGCAAUCAUGGAUAGGAAUAAAAUCGCUUAUUUGAGAGCUUUCAUUAAA
This is a messenger RNA of Hipposideros armiger (great roundleaf bat), 1871 nucleotides long. It is a transcript of the gene SSBP2, whose product is annotated as single stranded DNA binding protein 2. Lineage: Eukaryota; Metazoa; Chordata; Mammalia; Chiroptera; Hipposideridae. Gene Ontology annotation, biological process: positive regulation of transcription by RNA polymerase II. The record is from RefSeq and is a predicted model, not a curated record. The coding region runs from base 95 to 1300 and encodes 401 amino acids. Gene Ontology annotation, molecular function: protein binding; single-stranded DNA binding. Gene Ontology annotation, cellular component: nucleus. The transcript is spliced from 16 exons.